CAGUGGGCGAUUAGUACGAGUAUGCUACUCGCAAUAGAAUUCUCGGAAUACACGCGCCCCUUCGCCCACUCUCUCCACAAAGGUUCAAAUCAACCCAUUCUCUUCGUCACUCUCAAUUCCCUGUAACAGAUUUCAUCGCCCCCACUUUGACCUCAUUCUCCCGUCCUUCAAUGGCGUCGGCGCCGGCAGCAGCCCUGACCCGAGACCAGUAUGUCUACUUGGCGAAGCUCGCUGAGCAAGCCGAGCGCUACGAGGAGAUGGUGAGCUUCAUGGAGAAGCUCGUCACGUCCUCCACCCCCGCCUCCGAGCUCUCCGUCGAGGAGCGGAAUCUUCUCUCCGUCGCUUACAAGAACGUGAUCGGCUCCCUCCGCGCCGCCUGGCGUAUAGUGUCCUCGAUCGAGCAGAAAGAGGAAGGCAGGAGGAACGACGAGCACGCUGUGCUCGUUAAGGACUACAGAUCCAAAAUCGAGACCGAGCUUUCAGCCGUCUGCGCCGGGAUUCUGGCUAUUCUCGACUCCAAUUUGGUUCCCUCUGCCGUCGGCAGCGAGUCCAAGGUUUUCUACUUGAAGAUGAAGGGGGAUUACCAUCGAUACAUGGCGGAGUUCAAAGUUGGAGAUGAGAGGAAAUCUGCCGCUGAGGAUACUAUGCUUGCUUACAAGGCUGCUCAGGAUAUUGCGCUAGCUGAUCUUGCUCCAACCCACCCUAUAAGGCUAGGGUUAGCGCUGAACUUCUCAGUGUUCUACUAUGAGAUCCUCAAUUCAUCAGAGAAAGCUUGUACCAUGGCCAAACAGGCUUUUGAGGAAGCCAUUGCUGAACUGGAUACAUUGGGCGAGGAAUCUUACAAGGACAGCACUCUCAUUAUGCAACUACUCCGAGAUAACCUCACUCUCUGGACUUCAGAUAUGCAGGAGCAGAUAGAUGAGGCAUAGACUGGACUGGAUUGCUUUCGCUGUGGGGUGAUGGGUGGAACUAGAAAUUCAAUGGGGCUGUAUACUCUCUCAAAUAUAACUUAUAUCUGUUAGCUGUGUACACUUUGCUUUUCUUUGUUGUGUUUUUCUAGCCGUUCUGUCAACUGCAUAUAUCUCUCCUGUUGCUCUUAAGCUACUCACUUGGUGAGAAGCUCCCUUUGCGUCUCUUGCGAGUAGAAAUUUGGAUUGCCAGUUGAUCGAUCGAUUGACUGAAUUGGAUUCCCUUAUUUAUGAUGGUGUAAGUUUGUGUGUUUUCUUCUUUCUACAUUAUGUUUCUGCCUUUCUGGUAGCGCCUGUUUUUUCUGCGAACUCUCUUCUUAUUCCUGUGAGGUGAUCGUGCAUAAGCGUGAAGCGACAGUGGGCUAGGGCCAUCUCCAAGGUGCCCAAGAGCAACACUUUGGCACUCACUCCUAUAGGUGUCAAUCGGGCGGGUUCAGUCGGGUCGCGGGUUAAUCGGGUUGCGGGUCAAACGGGUUGCGGGUUGCAGGUUGAUCGGGUUUGGGUUGAUGGGUUGCGGAUCGGUCGGGUUACGGGUUGAUCGGGUUGCGGAUCAAUUGGGUUCGGGUUGAUCGGAUUGCGGGUUACAACAGGUCGGGUUGCAGGUUGUUCGGUCCACUCCAUCAAGUUUUUUUUAUAAUUAGUUAUUACACUAUUUUUUUUUAGGGAGUUAUUACACUAAUUUAAAACAAACUCACCGAUCACCAUAUUGCAAUGAAUAAAACAUGAAUGUACAUUAUUAAUGAAUGACUAGAUUUUGCUUGAAUAUAUUAUAAACAAGUUUAAUGUUGCUAGUUGUUGGUACCUUGUAGAGGAUUCAUAAAGGUUACAGAACCAACAUAAAUAAAUAGUUGAACAACAAGAAAUUGAAAAGCUGACAAAUUGUUUGAUCAUAAACCUGUGAAACCAUCUCUUGAGUCUUGAUAGUUGAGAGUUGAGACUGUACAUGGGCGCUGGGCCGGCACGACACGGGCCCAUCUUGUGCCCAUAUUUUUUGUGUCGUGCUAGGCACAGCCCAUUAAAUUUCGUGUCGUGCCAUACAAGCCCAUUUAACAGUUUUAUUAGGCCCGGCCCGGGCCCAAGCACGAGUCAAGCCGUGUCGUGCUUGAUCAUGUCUAUGUCGUGCUUUUAUUUUGUUCACAUUCGUGCUUAUUCGUGCUUUCUAGUAUAAUUUAACUUUCAUUCUUAUUUUAUAUGGUAACACACGCUUUUAAUAUUCCUUAAUCAACUUCAUCUACAAAUUAUUAAGGGCUCGUUUAGAGAACAAGAUUUGGAUCAUGGAUUUAUUGAAUAAAUAGAUUUAGUAAAA
Messenger RNA from Linum trigynum, 2274 nucleotides. The record is from the annotation of a GenBank genome assembly. NCBI's taxonomy places the organism in Eukaryota, Viridiplantae, Streptophyta, Magnoliopsida, Malpighiales, Linaceae.